AUGGAUAAGAAGCAACGUACCUAUACGAGCGUUUCAAUAUCUACAUCUCCCCAGGAAGCUGCAGCAAGUCUUGAUCCAUUAGUUCAACCAAUUAAUGAUCAAGACGAUGAACCUAUGUAUAUUCAUCGACGAUCAUCUGUUUUCUUUGUGCCUACGAGCACUAUAAAUCAAAAUGAGGAAGAAAACAAAGAUGAAAACCAAUCAAAUCUUGUUAGAAAAUGUUUUAUUUAUAUGGAACGUUUUUCAGGUAUUAUAUAUGCUUUGCUUGGUUCCCUAUUAUUUACAUGUUCAAAUUUUGCAUUAGUACAAUUGAAUAUUGUUAUGGUUGACUUUCUUUUUAUUCGGAUACUUGUUCAAGGAUUAAUAUCACUCGUAUUUAUACUUUAUAAAGGCUAUCGACCAAUUCCUGAUUCAAAUAAAUUACUUAUUUUUAUUCGUUCUAUUUUUGCUGCUGGUGGAAGUAUUUCUUUUUAUCUUAGCCUAUCUAUGCUACCUCUACCAGAUUUAACAACAAUUCGUUAUACACAAGUCGUUUGGACAGCACUUCUUGCUUUAAUUAUAUUUCGCGAUCGAAUUACAUUGCCAACUAUCAUAGCAAGUAUAUUAACACUUAUUGGUGUUGCAUGUGUAGCACAGCCAACAUUUCUUUUUGCACAAUCAAAAAUAUACAAUGAAACUCUACAAGAUAAAGUAAUAAUUAAAAAUAAUAAUCGUGUAUUCGGUACAUUAUUAGCUCUUUCAUGUGCAUUUUCAAUAUCAAUGAGUAUUAUUUUAAAUAAAAAAUUGCUCCAAAAAAAUCUCCGACAAAGCAUCAUAAUGUUUUAUUUCCUAUUUACUACUCUUGUUUUAUGUAUAGCAAUGCAAGUUUAUUAUUGGAUAUUAUCGAAAUCAAAUCAUUUGGAAUUUAAUUUAAAAAAAAAAAUCUUGAGAAAAGAUUUUUUAUUUGCAUUGAGUAUUGCUAUAUUACAAUUACUUCCAAUGGUAUUAUCACAAAAAUCAAUUAAACGCGAGCAUCCAUCAAUUGUUACAGUUGUACAAUCAUCAGAUAUACUUUUUGCAAUUGUACUUCAAAUUUUAUUUUCAUCGAUUAAAACUAAUCUACUGGUAUUAAUUGGAUCAGCACUUGUUCUUACAAGUAUUUUUAUUGUUGGUGGUCAUAAGUUAUGGUUAGAUCAACAAAAUCGUACUUAUAUACCAACAUCAACAGAAGAAAAUACAUUUAAUGUUCAAGCAAAAGACUAG
Messenger RNA from Rotaria socialis, 1242 nucleotides. Lineage: Eukaryota; Metazoa; Rotifera; Eurotatoria; Philodinida; Philodinidae. The record is from the annotation of a GenBank genome assembly.